UUAUACCGGCUGGCUCGACACUAGCACCCCAAAUCGCCUUAUGGUUAAGACUUCAACGGGUUUCCUAUGUCUGUGGGAAUUUGUUUCGUCAAAUGCUCUAGCGUUAAGAGAUAAGGAACGAAGACCUGAACGGAUUUCUUAGCGUGGAUAUUUUGUCACGUUUGACGACAACAGGCUUUCUUAGUAUAAACCUGAAUAUAUUGGUACUUCGUAUCCCCAGUGAGUUGCCUCUCGCUAGAAGGUCCUGGUAUACAAGUGUUGUUGCUGUCCUGUGACGGAUUUAUCCUCUCAGCUGUUGUGCAUAAAGAGGAGAGGAAGCAAAGAUGCCAAAACCGAUCAAUGUCCGUGUGACCACCAUGGAUGCAGAGCUGGAGUUUGCCAUCCAACCUAAUACAACAGGAAAACAGCUUUUUGACCAGGUGGUGAAGACAGUGGGACUGCGGGAGGUCUGGUUCUUUGGACUACAGUAUGUGGACAGUAAGGGCUACAGCACUUGGCUCAAACUCAAUAAGAAGGUGACCCAGCAGGAUGUGAAGAAAGAGAACCCAUUGCAGUUUAAGUUCAGAGCCAAGUUCUUCCCUGAGGAUGUCUCAGAGGAAUUAAUCCAGGAGAUCACACAGAGACUCUUUUUCCUGCAGGUGAAAGAGGCCAUCUUGAACGAUGAGAACUACUGUCCCCCAGAGACAGCUGUGCUUCUGGCGUCAUACUCUGUCCAGGCCAAGUAUGGAGACUACAACAAAGAUGUCCACAAGCCUGGGUAUCUUACCCAUGACAGACUGCUUCCUCAGAGAGUCCUGGAGCAGCACAAGCUGACCAAGGAGCAGUGGGAGGACAGGAUUCAGACUUGGCACGAAGAACACCGAGGAAUGCUCCGAGAGGACUCUAUGAUGGAAUAUCUUAAAAUCGCCCAGGACUUGGAGAUGUACGGAGUCAAUUACUUUGAAAUUAAAAACAAGAAGGGCACACAGCUGUGGCUGGGGGUGGAUGCCCUUGGCCUCAACAUCUACGAACACGAAGACAAGUUAACACCAAAGAUUGGCUUCCCCUGGAGUGAAAUUCGAAACAUCUCUUUCAAUGACAAGAAGUUUGUCAUCAAACCUAUUGACAAGAAAGCACCUGACUUUGUGUUUUAUGCCCCGCGGCUGCGCAUCAACAAGCGUAUCCUGGCAUUGUGUAUGGGUAACCACGAGUUGUACAUGAGGAGGAGAAAGCCCGACACCAUCGAGGUGCAGCAGAUGAAAGCUCAGGCCCGCGAGGAAAAGCACCACAAACAGAUGGAGAGGGCUCAGCUAGAGAAUGAGAAGAAGAAGCGAGAGUAUGCGGAGAAAGAGAAGGAGAGGAUAGAGCGGGAAAAAGACGAGCUCAUGGAGAGGCUGAGACAGAUUGAAGAUCAGACGAUGAGAGCUCAGAAAGAACUUGAGGAACAGACUCGCCGGGCCUUGGAACUGGAGCAGGAGAGAAAGCGAGCGAGGGAGGAGGCCGAGAGGCUUGAGAGAGAGAGGCAAACGGCUGAGGAGGCCAAGGCAGAACUGGCCAAACAGGCCGCAGACCAGCAGAAGACCCAGGAACAACUGGCUGCUGAACUGGCUGAAUUUACAGCCAAGAUCGCUCUCCUGGAAGAAGCCAAGAGGAAGAAAGAUGAUGAGGCAACAGAAUGGCAGCAUAAGGCUCUGUUGGCCCAGGAUGACCUUGAGAAGACCAAGGAGGAGUUGAAGUCGGCAAUGACUGUGGUGCCAGCGCCUCUGAGCGGCCAUGCUGAGAGUGAGCAUGAUGAGCAGGAUGAAAACCAUGCGGAAGCCAGUGCCGAGCUCUCCAAUGAAGGCGUCAGCCAGUUAGACCUUCGCAGUGAAGAGGCGCGCGUCACUGAAGCCCAGAAGAACGAACGGGUCAAGAAACAGCUGCAGACAUUAAGCUCAGAGUUGGCCGAUGCCAGAGAUGAAACCAAGAAGACCCAGAAUGAUGUGCUACACGCGGAGAACGUGAAAGCAGGCCGAGACAAAUACAAAACGCUGCGCCAGAUUCGACAGGGCAACACAAAGCAGCGCAUCGACGAGUUUGAGUCCAUGUGAGAACAGCACCGCUCUCCCCUCGCCCCUCUUUCCCUGAGGGGUACCUGCUCCUGAACCUUUCCCUCAGCGGCUGCUCAUUUUCAUGGACAACAGAUGCUGCCAUCCUUGUAGUCCCAAGUCCCCCUCAACACCCCCAGGCAAUCUUGAGAAAUCAUCUUGUCAAACUUUGCCAAAGUCCUGCCCUACAUCUCCUAUCUGACAGUUACAGAUAUUGAGUUGCCUGUACGCCACUCUGAACAAGCAAAUAUCAUCGUACUGCAGAGAUCAUGUGAAAUCCUUAAACACAGGGGAAAAGAGAAACUGUUAAAACCAAAAUGGAAGCAAUUAGAUUUUUUUGGGGGGAGAAAACAUGGCCAUAGAAAGCUACUGUUUUUUUUGUUUUUGUUUUGACGACUUGUAUGCAAUAGUUGAGUAUGAUCCCAUGUCUUCAGUUAAAGAUCCUCCUUGUUUUUAAGUUGUCUCCCCUCUAACCCUUAACUGCUUUAGUUUGACUCGUUUUAUUGAUGAAACCGUUCUUUUUAGUUGUCUGUUGAACACAUUUAGCGGCAGGCUAUGAAUAAAAGACUGGAGUUUUUAAUUCAGCGUCCAAGCGCUGCUUAUGUUGCAUCAUAUUAAAACAUAUCAUAAGCCAUGAUAAUACUCCUAGCGUCUGAGUCAUUAUAGAGCUGAGCUAAGGACAUUUCACUCUAUUCAGUCAAUUGAAACUGUUAACGUGGCAUCAAUAGGUUUAUAUAUUU
Molecule: messenger RNA, 2806 nt
Organism: Etheostoma cragini (Arkansas darter)
Lineage: Eukaryota; Metazoa; Chordata; Actinopteri; Perciformes; Percidae
Product: radixin-like
Exons: 15
Coding region: 324-2069 (581 amino acids)
Biological process (GO): positive regulation of protein localization to early endosome; regulation of cell shape; positive regulation of early endosome to late endosome transport
Cellular component (GO): adherens junction; apical part of cell; filopodium
Molecular function (GO): cell adhesion molecule binding; actin binding
Source: RefSeq, a predicted model, not a curated record